AUGGAAUUUUAUUCUAUAAACAUAAUUUUAUUUAUUUUUUUCGCACCUUCUUUGUGUCAACACGAUAAUUUUGAAUUACCCGAUAACGAUAAAUUUUCCAAAUGGAAUUUAAUACUAGAAUCAAAAUUAUAUCGUCUCAUAAACAACUUGACUCAAUACGAAUUCAUUCAAAAUGUUUAUUCAAAAAACGUUGUUGGUUAUUCAAUCGAACCCAUUGACGGUGAGGAAAUAUUAAAAUCGGUAAUUAAUAAAUUAAAUCAUCUACUAUUAAAUAAAAAAACAGCAUUGAUAAAACUUGUUAAUAAAGCAGAAGAAACAUAUUCGAAAUAUGAAAAAAUAAAUAAGCCAUUACAAAAUGCUGGAGUUAAUUUUUUUAACAUGAAAGAUCCAAAUAAUUCAGCCAACAUGACGUUCAGCCAUAAUUUUCGUCAAAAAGUUUCAUAUAAAGAAUCCGGGGUUCACAUACCUCUUGAAAUUUUUGACGGUUACUCAAAUAUAUUAAAUGGAGUAAAUUGGACUUCGAGCUUGGAUGAGGUUUUUAAAGAAAAUCAUAGAAUGGAUCCUAAUAUUGGAUGGCAAUUUUUUGGUAGCUUUCAUGGUUUUUUAAGAGUUUAUCCUGCUUUUAGAUGGCCCGAUCAUUCGAGAUAUCCUGAUUUUUUUGAUGUUCGAAGAAGAUCCUGGUACAUACAAAGUUCCACAUCUCCAAAAGAUGUUAUCAUUUUAUUUGAUAGAAGUGGAAGCGUUCAUGGUCCUACACUUGAUAUAAUGAAAAUCACAGCAAGAGCUUUGCUUAAUUCUUUAGGAGAAAAUGAUUUUGUUAACGUUGCUUGGUUUAAUAACGACGUUAAAUGGGUGGUACCUUGUUUAAAAACUUUAGUUCAAGCUACAACUCAAAUAAAAAAUUUAUUAGCUGAUGCAAUUGAAAGAUUGACUGAAAGCAACCUUACAAGUUAUGUAACAGCUUUAGAUUUUGCUUAUGAAGAAUUUAGAAAGUUCGAGGAAAUAAAAAAACCGUGGAUCGGUUCAAAUUGUCAUAAAAUUGUCAUGUUUCUCAGCGAUGGGGGUACCGAAUGGCCGACUGAUGUCAUCAACAGACAUUGUAACAAUUCAAAUAAUGAAAACAUAAAAAUUUUCACUUUUGCUUGCGGUCCCCACCCGAUUCCAACGGUUAUUUUGAAAGAAAUGGCCUGUUCUACGGGGGGUUAUUUCAGUCCGAUAACUGCUUUGGGAUCCGUUCGCAUAAAAGUUCGAGAUUAUGUGAACGUUUUAAGCAGGCCUUUAGCUUAUUCAAAACAUGAAAAUUUAUUUUAUUGGAAUAAUUUUUAUCGCGAUGUCGGAGGACUUGGUCUUGUCACAACUCUUGCACUUCCGGUUUUUAAUAAAAGUCCAAACGAUGAACAUAAAAUAAGUCAAUUGUUAGGAGUUAUGGGUAUCGAUAUACCCGUUGAAGAAAUAUUCAAUUUGUAUCCUAAAUAUUUACUCGGACCUUUCGGUUAUCCAUUUGCCAUUAACACCAACGGAUUCGUGAUAUAUCAUCCAAGACUCAAGGAUCACAUUGUAUACUUAGAGGAUCCUCCGAGUAUUUAUCUCACCGAUUUGGAAGGACGUUCUAAAGACAUAGAAGAAAUGGAAAAAUCAAUGAUUGAUGGGAAAAAUGGAUCGUUGAAAAAUUUUAAAUCCAUUAUUCCCACGGGUUUAAAUCACGCCGUUUUGAUGAAUAUGACAUUUUUUUAUGAAAAAAUUAAAUCUACGACUUUCAGGUUCGGAUUAGCUUUGCCAUCUAAUCAUUUCAUACUUAAAACAAAUUUAAACGAAGAUAUAAAAUGGCUACGAAUUUUAAAAGAUGUUGAAGGAAUUUCAAUUGCGCCCUGGAAUUAUUGCCCAAGGGAAAAACCCGAAGAAGAUUUGACUCUUUUAAAACUUAUACAAUUAAUAUCAGAUAAUAAUAUUUCAUAUUGUAACGAAAACAUGAUCAGAAAUUUAGAAUGGGAUGCGAAAAAUUUAAUUGAGAUUAGCAAAAAUUGGGACGAAAACAUUCGUGCACAAGAAGUUAAAUCAAGAUUUUUAAUUACAAACACAGGUUUGACGUUAUAUAGAGAAUUAAAUGAUAAUAAUAAUAAUGAAGAAGAAGAAGAUUAUUUGGGACAAAGAGAUCCAUCAAAGAGUAGCGUUUAUAAAAGAGCUUCUUCCGCAUCCGGUUUUGUCUUUUCAUUGACCAGAAAAAAAAGAAACAGGCUCACAAUAGCUAGAAAAAUAAUUAUUAAUGAAUCUUUUGUGACAGCUGUGGCUGGAAUCGACAUUCAUCAAAAAAUAAUCCAAAAUGUUUUUGAUGAAACCAUAAAUUCUGAAACAAAUGAUAGUUGUGCUUCUUCGGAGCUUUUACAUUGUUAUUUAUUAAAUGAUGGAGGAUUAAUUGUCGCCUCAAAUAAUAAACGUUCUCUGCCUGGAAAUUUUAUAGGAGUUCACGAUCCACAAUUACUGGAAUUUUUACUGUUAAAAAAAGUAUUUUUACGAGAAUAUCGUCAUAAUUAUCAAUCUUGGUGUUCGAAAAAUUCAAUACAAUCAACUGCCAAAGCUGCUAAAUUUAAUAAAUUUCCAUUUAUUAAAUUUAUUUAUGACGUAAUAAAAGCUUUUCAUUGGAGGAAAUCUAUAAACGAAUAUGGGGAAAAUAUAUCGGAAUAUGAAAAUCACGCUUGUGUCUCACAAUCAAUUUGGUAUUAUCACAAUGAAGAAAUAAAAUAUCCUCUUUGGGGGUCUCAAAAAUGUGGAGAAAACAAAAGAAAUUUUCAAAUUGAAUUUUUAAAAAAUGUCGGACUUUUCUUUUUGAUUAUUCAACCUCCGUGCGAUGAUGAUUUUUUAACUUAUUCAUCCCAAGAUUUUUUACAUUUUGAAAAAGGUACCGAUGAGGACGCCACAUUUUGCAAAAAUCAACAACAUUACAGGCAUAGACCGGAAAAAUGUUACAUAAACAUACCAAAGAUCCGAAUACAAAAUCCUUUUGAGGAAAGAUAA
Messenger RNA from Pediculus humanus corporis (human body louse), 3012 nucleotides. RefSeq lists its product as uncharacterized. Lineage: Eukaryota; Metazoa; Arthropoda; Insecta; Psocodea; Pediculidae. Gene Ontology annotation, cellular component: voltage-gated calcium channel complex. The coding region runs from base 1 to 3012 and encodes 1003 amino acids. Gene Ontology annotation, molecular function: voltage-gated calcium channel activity. The transcript is spliced from 17 exons. The record is from RefSeq and is a predicted model, not a curated record.